Messenger RNA from Varanus komodoensis (Komodo dragon), 4157 nucleotides. RefSeq lists its product as uncharacterized. The transcript has 8 exons. Lineage: Eukaryota; Metazoa; Chordata; Lepidosauria; Squamata; Varanidae. The coding region runs from base 61 to 4119 and encodes 1352 amino acids. The record is from RefSeq and is a predicted model, not a curated record. Gene Ontology annotation, molecular function: DNA-binding transcription factor activity, RNA polymerase II-specific; RNA polymerase II cis-regulatory region sequence-specific DNA binding. Gene Ontology annotation, biological process: regulation of transcription by RNA polymerase II.
UGCACCCCUUUCUGGCUCUCCUGCAAGGACAGAAGCUUGGCACACCACUUUUUAAAAUAAAUGGCUCUUUGUGAGUCACCUGGAGAUACAACCAUGGAGGCCCGAGAUGACACGAGCUUCAAACUAGAGAAGUCUCCAGGGAGACGAAGAGAAGCCCCACAUGUGCUCCAAGCAGGGAGUAUUGCAGAAUUUCUCAGGAGACCAGGAGAAGAGGUAAAACAAGAACCGGAUGAGUGGGAAAGUCAGUGGCAGGAGUUCCUGAAGACCGUGGAGUCUGCUCAUUUCCACUGGGGAAGCCCACCCAUGUCUGAGGAGCCUGUAAUCUGGGACGACGCCAAGGCCUUCCUGGCCUCCUUCGAGCAGGUGGCUGAGGCCUGCCGGUGGCCCAAGGAGGAGUGGGCGGCCCGGCUCCUGCCAGCCCUCAGCGGAGAAGCUGAGCAGGCCUUUCACAGUCUGGAUGCCCGAGACAAAGAGGAUUAUGGGAAAGUGAAGGCGGCCAUCUUGCGCGGGGACGCCCUGAGCAGGGAGAAGGUUCGCCAGCACUUCCGGCGCUUCUGCUACCAGGAGGCCGAGGGGCCGCGAGUGGCUUACGUCCGGCUCCAGGAGCUGUGCUGCCGAUGGCUGAAGGCCGAGCGGCACUCCAAGGAGCAGAUCCUGGAGCAGCUGAUCCUGGAGCAGCUGCUGACCAUCCUGCCCUCCCCGAUCCAGAGCUGGGUCCGGGAGCGUGGCCCGGAGACCUGCGCGCAGGCCGUGGCCCUGGCUGAGGACUUCCUUGUGAGGCAGGACUCGAACCAGCGACAGGCCGACCAGGUGACGUUGGAGGAGGAGGCAGGGUGUUGCCCCGUGGUCGACCCGACUUUGCCCGGUGCCGAAGGGAGGCAGCUCUGCGUGGGAACCAAGCAAGAAGACAGCCACCUGGAGACUGCCCUGCUGGGAUACCAAGAGUGGAUGGAGCUGGGUGGAGAGGAGGACUAUCUGCCUGAUGAUUCAGAAGUGGUGGGGGCACCCACAGUCGAAGAGACAUUUUCCCAGGAACGCAGCAAGGAAAGCCCUCCAGCAUGUCAGAAGAAGGCCGUGAGCCAACAGGAAGAGUACCCAGCGGAGGAAGAGGAUGGGUCCAUACCUAGUGCAAGCCAUAGCGAAACAGGAACCGAUGCUGCAAAUAAUACACAGGAGAGCAAACAUGAGCAGGAUCCAUAUAGGAUAUCAUCAGAAAGAACUGGCCCUGAGGAACUGAAAGGGAACAUUUGUCAUCCAGAUAGAUUAGAAAUGCAGGAGGGAAAGAGAAGAGAGAAUCCCCUUCUUUGUCCAAGUGAGGAUUUCAGUGAGAUUCCAACCCAACAAAGAAAGCUAGCAGAAAAGAGAAGGAACCAGUGCUUCAAUGCACCUUGGCAGUGCCAUGCUGAGGAACCCACUGGAGAAAGUUUCCAUCAGAGCAGAAACCUUCCUGAAAGUCAAGUGCUCCACAAAGGAGAGAAGCCAUACAAAUGCUUGGAGUGUGGAAAGUGCUUCAAGCAGAAGAGAAGUCUUACUACACAUCAGAGAAUGCAUACAGGGGAAAAGCCAUAUCAGUGCUUGGAGUGUGGAAAGAGCUUCAACCAUGCCUCAAGCCUCACGUCACACAGAAGGAUCCACACAGGGGAGAGACCAUACAAGUGUUCUGACUGUGGGAAAAGCUUCUGUCAGAUCGCCAGCCUUAGUUCUCAUCAAAGAACCCACACCAAGGAGAGACCAUUCAGCUGCUCUGAAUGUAACAAAAGCUUUUGUAGUCAAUCAGAUCUGAUUAAACACAAGAGAAUCCACACAGGGGAGAAACCAUAUAAUUGCCUGGUGUGUGGAAAGAUAUUCUGUCAGAGGAUACACCUUCUUAAACAUCAGAUGAUUCAUACAGGAGAGAAACCAUUCAUCUGCUCAGACUGCGGCAAAAGGUUUACUUACAAAUCAAGACUGACUCGCCAUCAAAGGAUCCACACUGGGGAGAAACCAUACAAAUGCUUGGAGUGUGAAAAGAGCUUCAAUCGGAAUACAAACCUCGCUUCCCAUAAAUUAAUUCACAUGAGGGACAAACCGCGAUAUGGCUGCUCUGACUGUGAGGAUAGCUUCUCUCACCAGUCAAGGCUUCUUCAGCAUCAAAGAAUCAUGCAUGGGAAGAAAUCCUAUAAAUGCUUAGUGUGCGAGAAGAACUUUGGCCGGAGAAAAGAUCUUACUUCACAUCAACGUAUCCAUGUGGAUCAUAUCAGUGUCCAGAUUGUCCCCAGACCUUUUCUGAUCAGCCAGUCUUCUGGGAAACAUAAGAUAACAGACACAGAAGAGAAACGAUACACAUGUUGCAAGCCCAGGGUGGAUUUGGUGGGAGGAAGCCAAGCUGGUGAAGCAGUGCAUCCUGGGAAGACCGGGGGAAGCCACCGAAGGGCCGCCCCACACCCGGUGAAGGAGGAAUCGGAAGAGGGCCUGCUGCACUGCUGGGAAGCCCAGUGGCAGGAGUUCCUGAGGACAGUGGAGUCCCCUCACUCAAGCUGGGAGGCCUCGCCGUUGCCGGAGGAGCCCGCCCCGUGGGAUGACGCCAAGGCCUUCCUGGCCUCCUUCGAGCACGUGGCCAAGGCCUGCCGGUGGCCCAAGGAGGAGUGGGCGGCCUGGCUCCUGCCAGCCCUCAGCGGAGAAGCUGAGCAGGCCUUUUGCAGGCUGGAGGCCGGAGACAGGGGGGACUAUGGGAAAGUGAAGGCGGCCAUCUUGAAAGAUGAUGUCCUGCGGCGGGAGAAGCAGCGCCAGAACUUCCGGCGGUUCUGCUACCAGGAGGCUGAAGGACCCACGGGGGCCUACAGCCGGCUGCAGGAGUUUUGCCAGGGGUGGCUGCAGGUUGAGCGGCACUCCAAGGAGCAGAUCCUGGAGCUGCUGAUCCUGGAGCAGUUCCUGGCCAUCCUGCCCCCAGGGAUCCAGGGCUGGGUGCGGGAACAAGGCCCGGAGACCUGCACCCAGGCUGUGGCCCUGGCUGAGGAGUUUGUGCUGAAGCAGCGAGAGGCCGUCGGCCAGCCUGAAGGCCAGGUGGCCUUCGAGGUGGAUGCUGCAGGGUCCUCUGAAAGGAGCCAGGCUUUGUCUGAGAUCAAGCAGCAGCAGCUGGGCCCAGAAACCAAGCAGAGGGAUGGGGAGUCUUUUUUGCUUGCAGGUGAAGUGUGGGAGAGUGAAGAUGAGGAGGAAUUGCCUGGUAUGUCAUCAGAAACAGGCCCGCAUGAGGCACUGAAAGAGAACUUCUGGAAUCAAGAAGGAUCUGAAAAGCAAGACGAAAUUCACCUAGAGAAGGGAAGCAAUAAAAUAAUUCCUUGCCAGGAUGGAGACUUCCAUGAAAUCAUAAUUCAAGAAGAGCAAACAGAAAAGAAAAGAAACAAGUGCCUCAGUGCACGCUGGGAAAUUCACACAGCAGAGAAACCCAGCAAAAGCUUACCAUUUGGGAAGAUCUUUAAUCAGCACAGAAACAUGACUGAAUAUCAAAUGCUCCACUUAGGGGUGAAGCCAUACAAAUGCUUAGAAUGUGGAAAGAGUUUUAGUCAGAGCACACAUCUAACUUCACAUCAAAGAAUUCACACAGGUGAGAGACCAUACAGCUGCUCCAGUUGCAGUAAGAGCUUCAAUCAGAGCACCAGCCUUAUUCAGCAUCAAAGAAUUCACACAGGCGAGAAACCAUACAAGUGUUCUGAGUGUGGGAAGAGUUUCCGUCAUAGUACAAGCCUUACAUCACAUCAAAGAAUUCACACAGGGGAGAAACCAUAUAAAUGUUCUGAUUGUGGGAAAGGCUUUUGUAACCAAUCUGGCCUUAUUAACCAUAAAACAAUUCACACAGGGGAGAGGCCAUAUAAAUGCCUGGAAUGCGGAAAAAGUUUUAGUCAGAGCACACACCUUACUUCACAUCAAAGAAUUCACACAGGAGAGAGACCCUAUAAAUGCUCAGACUGUAACAAGACCUUUUGUGAUCAGUCAGGUCUUGUUAAGCAUCAAAGGAUUCACACAGGGCAGAAACCAUAUAAAUGUUUGGCAUGUGGAAAGAGCUUUAGUCAGAGCACAAAUCUUAUCAGACAUCAGAGAAUUCACACAGGAAAUGAAGUACCCAUAUUAACAUACUCAUAAAGUAGCAGAUGGCCCACGGGGCUUAGCAGUUAGUUUCA